CACCGCUGUGGCCGUCUGAACAGCCUCUGCACUUCAGCGGGGCCUUUUCUCGCAGAUCCUGCUGGGAUCUCUUUGGGUGCCUUCGCAGACCAGUCAGUGUGCACAGAAUUUUCAGAGGAUUAGUACUACCAUGGCGACUUUAGAAAAUGCAGAAACAGAAGAAACUCUCACUUGUCUCUGCAUGACCUUUUAUCAUCCAAAUCAGGAAGAAAAGCAAGUAUUUCGUGACUUGAACUUUAGCCAGUGCCAGCGAGUGAGAGCAGAUGACGUGAUAAAAUUUGGCAGAGACAGUAAUGUCUGCCACUUUAACUUGAAAGAUGGACGUGUGUCUCGCAUUCAGUUUGCCCUACAGUUCUUCCGAUUAUUCAACAGCUCAGAGUUUGGUUUUGAGAUAAAGAAUUUGAGCAAAAGGGUAAAUCUAACUGUGAACAACGUUGAACUGUCCUACCUAAACAAGGUUGACCUGCCAGAGAACGGCAUUGUUUCUUUUGGAGAUUAUGAGAUCCUAAUGGAAAAACGAGGUGGACAAUCAGAAGAUUACUUUGAAAUUCGUUUUGAAUUGGCCAGUGCUUCAUUGUUGCUGGACAGAGACUUAUCUUUUCAUCAGCCUAUACCUGAAAGUGACAUUUCAUCUCCAACAGAGAUGGAUGAAAAUGAAUGGGAAAAAUCUCACAAAGGCCAGGCAGGCUAAUUUCAGUACUAUAAUAUUCAGCACCUUCUUUUUUGGCCUGUAUUCCAUAGGAAUUGUCAUAAUCCAUCCAUAUUCCAUCCAUACUUGCACUGUGCGUAAAUUAGUAUUAUCCUUUGUAGCUGACCACUUCUUAUGGGAAUGGAUGUUUAAAGGCAUAGAUUGAAAAAGUUAUGAGUUGGAUCCAGCCAUUAAAAAAAAAAUAUGCCUGAUUUCUCUCCAUCCCACAGCUCCCAUCCCACAUGGCCUUUGUGCAAUGAAGAUCCCAUGAUCCUCAGCAUAACUUUUUUGGUAGUCAGUAGCAAU
Gekko japonicus is the source of this 994-nucleotide messenger RNA. It is a transcript of the gene TIFA, whose product is annotated as TRAF-interacting protein with forkhead-associated domain. Gene Ontology annotation, biological process: canonical NF-kappaB signal transduction. NCBI's taxonomy places the organism in Eukaryota, Metazoa, Chordata, Lepidosauria, Squamata, Gekkonidae. Bases 131 to 691 code for a protein of 186 amino acids. Gene Ontology annotation, molecular function: protein binding. The transcript has 2 exons. The record is from RefSeq and is a predicted model, not a curated record.